Molecule: messenger RNA, 809 nt
Organism: Pyricularia oryzae 70-15
Lineage: Eukaryota; Fungi; Ascomycota; Sordariomycetes; Magnaporthales; Pyriculariaceae
Exons: 4
Coding region: 180-467 (95 amino acids)
Biological process (GO): mRNA splicing, via spliceosome; P-body assembly
Cellular component (GO): catalytic step 2 spliceosome; Lsm1-7-Pat1 complex; U4/U6 x U5 tri-snRNP complex
Molecular function (GO): RNA binding
Source: RefSeq, a predicted model, not a curated record
AUCCGCGCCAACAAGCUUGAAGGGGAUCAUUACAGCAGAGCAUCAACCAAACGCGCUCAAGCCUGAACGAUCAACACGUGUCGCUCCUCGAAAAUAAGUACCUGGAGCCACACAAGGAUACUCCAGAAGCAUUGCGCCGAUAAAAAGCCACUCAAAAAGGACCUCCCUCGGCCAAAAUUAUGGCGGACAGCGGUGAGGCUCAAGCCAAUGAGCCUUUUGGCUUGGUGAGGCUUCUGUUGGACGAGGUUGUGUUUGUCAAGCUUCGAGGAGACAGAGAGCUCAAGGGCCGUUUGCAUGCAUACGAUUCUCAUUGCAACUUGGUCCUCGGUGAUGUCGAAGAAACACAUUACAUUCAGGACGAGGACGAUGAGUCGGAACUGAAGACUGUGUCACGAAAGCUUGAGAUGUUAUUCGUGAGAGGAGACAGUGUUGUCAUGAUAUCACCAUCAGACCAGGUAGCAGCAUGAACAGCCAGCCCCUGGCAUAUCUUCAAAUCAUCAGGCGUCAUGGCUAGACAUCUGAGGUUAUCGUGCCGUGCAUCCAAGCGGGGGAACAUGAUGCACGAAAGCUUCGGGCACCUGAUCGAUGCGGUCUGUCGGCUGCGAAUUGUGGCCACGGGCGAGGUGACAUCCGGUCCCUACGGCGUUUGACCAUGUGUCCGAGACCGAAUGAUGGCUUUGUCAGCCUGAUCCUAAUUCGAGGCUCUAGAGAAAAAAUAGAGCAAAUCGUUGUUGACCAUGACGACAGGGUGGAAAAAAAAAACCCAUCAUCACGCAUCUUUUUUUUUCUCAUUAAUACCACAUGUCGCC